Ceratitis capitata (Mediterranean fruit fly) is the source of this 490-nucleotide messenger RNA. RefSeq lists its product as uncharacterized. The transcript is spliced from 4 exons. Lineage: Eukaryota; Metazoa; Arthropoda; Insecta; Diptera; Tephritidae. Bases 1 to 489 code for a protein of 162 amino acids. The record is from RefSeq and is a predicted model, not a curated record.
AUGUUCUACAGGCAAAUCCAAGCCAUUUUACGCGUCAAAAAUCUGCGCUGCCGUAGUCAUAAUGAGAGCGUCAUACAUAUCGAAUACUGUAGACUCAAUGCGGUGCGUCGUGAUUUCAAGGACAUUUCGAUGAAAAUAAUUCUGAUGAAGAAGCCGAUAAGCAAAUCUUUGAUGACAAUACAAUUUCUCAAACACUCAAAUGGUUAUAAGCCCUUUAUGCCCGAUAUUAAGCUGGAUGCUUGCACUUAUUUGAAGAAACGUAAUAAUUUUAUAUUGAACACAUUGAUGGUGGUUUGGGAGCGGUCAUCGAAUAUGAAUCACACGUGUCCUUAUGAUCACGAUUUGAUAGUUGAGAAGCUACAUUUUUCUGAAGCCGACUUUCGUUUCAUACCCUUUCCAUAUGGUGAUUACGCAUUUUAUGUGAAAUUUGUUUUUGAUGAUGUAUUUGCUUUACAGCUUGAUUUUUUCUUAAGUAUUUUACAAGAUUAAG